CAGUUCUCUCGUUCACCGAGUGAGGGUCGAGUCUAGGUCAGUUUAACGCGUACCGAACCGCAUGCACCUGCAGUAUCGUACUUGUAUAUCAAUUACAGGCUGCGUAGCUAACAAUCAAAGUCUACAAAUACAGUGAACUACAACGUGGAACAGCGCAGCCGUAUUUUGCAAGGGUGCCUCAUCAUUGAAGGGAAUUUUUCUCGAGUGAACUCAUUCAAAAUGUCAUCAUCGACAACGAAGCUUCCGUCUGGUUCCCGCCGGAGCCUUCCGGCAGUCUCAGACGAGAAUCAAGCGAUCCGAGGAGCGGCGAUUGUUUCAAGAUACCUGCCUGGGUCUGGGGAGUUCGGUAAUGAAGAUGAUGAUGGGAAACAGCCGAAUCUGAACCCUGGAUUUCAAACGAGGAAAGCCGCCGCUUGUUUACAACCGCUACAGUCAAACGACAUCGGACUUUACAGUUCAUUCAGCAGGUCAAUGAGUACCGAGUCAGAGAAGUCAGAUAGUGACUUCGAUCUGCAUCCUUUGAUCAAGGAGGAGUUGAGGAAUAGCAUCCAGAAGCGACGAUGGCAGAGAGGAAUGCUGGAUUGGGCCCUGGAGGACUAUGACAAGAAACGAUAUCGAGAGGACCAGCUGACACCAGAGGAACUUGAGAAGAGAGAGGAUCGGAAGAUGAGAAACCGCGAAGCUGCGGCCAAAUGUCGAGCUAAAAGACGCACGAGAAUGGAAGAACUGGAACAGUCAAUGAAUAGCCUUGAAUCCAGACGUAAUGAGUUGAUGCAACAGAAGGAACAGCUACUCCAGGAAAAACAACAGUUGGAAAAGAUGGUAGAAGAUCACUUCCGGGUGUGUCAUCGUAAUAAUGGGCUGAGAGGCACGUGAUGACCUCGUGACGCGUCAACUGUCAAUACACAACGGAAACGAUGGACGAUUUGAUGGACAACAAACGCCACUGAUGACGUCAUUCUUAUGGAUGGAUUAAAGCAUAUCCGCAUGAGGGCGCUCUUCGCUUGAACUGGUGGAUAUUUUCAGCUAGCUGUCGGCUUUGCAUGACGACGUUUUUUCCCAAGGGGAGAUAGUGAUAGCAAUAAACGUGAACUUUCAACUUGCAGUGUCAGUAGACAACGCUUGGCUUGCUUUAGCAUCCAGAAAACUACUCCUCUGUUUAUAUAGUUUCUCUGAAAUAUAUAUUAAAUUUUGUCUCUUUUGUAAGUUAAUAUAUAAUAAGUGAAGCUUAUAUAAAGUUGCAUAUGAGUUGGUCAAACUUGCAUUCCAACUUAGUAUUUCAGGGCUACUUGUAUGUGACUGAAGGUGAAAUAUGAAGAUGGAAAAAAGAUGGUGUUCAUUAUUGUAUCAAUUAAGGCUAGGAAUUUUAUAGUUUUUCUAUUUCCGAUUGAAGAAGUUUCGAUUGAGGCGGAUCUUCGUUUUCAAGUCUUUUUUGGAGGGGUAAUUAAAAGUAAAAAUACCCGAAUCUUCAUUUUCAAGUCUGUGUUUUUGGGUAAAGUAAAAAAAAAAAAAACAGAAAAAGACAAGAACAACUGGAAAAAAUUCCAUAAAAAUAUCGACCUUUCAAAGAUUUGAUUCUGUAAUCUUUCAAAUAUCUGCAGAAUGACCUUUUUUUUUUAAUUCACUGAAAAAAGUGCCUGUAACACGAAUUUAACAUUAACAUAUAAGUACAUUUUCUUAUUUAUUUUCACACUAACGAAAAUAUCGAUCUAUUUACUUCAACAUGCGUUAAAAAAUAUCUUUGCGGGAUGUAUUAAUAUAAUAUUUUCAUUCGAUAGUUCUUUUUCUUGUUAACCUGUUUACUACGGUAUUUAUUUUAUUUAUUGCAUUUUCUAAACAAAACUCAAUUACUAUAUUUAAAUAUAAUAUCAAAGUAAUGUUAAAUGUGCAUUGAUGUUUGAA
Molecule: messenger RNA, 1902 nt
Organism: Patiria miniata (bat star)
Lineage: Eukaryota; Metazoa; Echinodermata; Asteroidea; Valvatida; Asterinidae
Product: cyclic AMP-dependent transcription factor ATF-3-like
Exons: 5
Coding region: 220-876 (218 amino acids)
Biological process (GO): regulation of transcription by RNA polymerase II
Cellular component (GO): nucleus
Molecular function (GO): DNA-binding transcription factor activity, RNA polymerase II-specific; RNA polymerase II cis-regulatory region sequence-specific DNA binding
Source: RefSeq, a predicted model, not a curated record